This is a messenger RNA of Dicentrarchus labrax (European seabass), 1408 nucleotides long. RefSeq names its product 3-mercaptopyruvate sulfurtransferase. Gene Ontology annotation, molecular function: thiosulfate-cyanide sulfurtransferase activity. The coding region runs from base 48 to 935 and encodes 295 amino acids. The transcript has 2 exons. NCBI's taxonomy places the organism in Eukaryota, Metazoa, Chordata, Actinopteri, Moronidae. The record is from RefSeq and is a predicted model, not a curated record. Gene Ontology annotation, biological process: transsulfuration. Gene Ontology annotation, cellular component: mitochondrion.
AUUUCCCUCUAGCGCUCGGAGCUUGUAUUAUAUCACAGAGCCUCAUCAUGGCGGCACAGACCCGGGCUCUGGUGUCAAGUCAGUGGCUAGCAGAUGCAGUCAGGAACAACCUGGUCGGGCCAAAGCUUCGGGUUCUGGACACUUCGUGGUACCUACCCAAAACGAAACGGGACCCGAGAGCGGAGUUUGCGCAGAAGCACAUACCGGGCUCCUCGUUCUUUGACAUAGACGAGUGCUGUGACAAGACCUCUCCUUUAGAUCACAUGCUGCCAACUUCCAGCCACUUCUCGCAGUAUGUUGGGGGUCUGGGCAUCGGCAACGACACGCACGUAGUCGUGUACGACACCAGCGACUUCGGGUCGUUCAGCGCGCCCCGGGUGUGGUGGAUGUUCCGGCUGUUCGGACACAGUUUGGUGUCGGUGCUGGACGGCGGGAUGAGGAACUGGCUGGCUGACGGCUACCCGGUGGCGUCUGAGUACUCCAAGCCGGAGCGUAGAGAGUUCAAGGCGACCCUGAAUCAGUCGUGGGUGAAGAGCUACGAGGACGUGCUGGAGAAUAUCAAAACCAAGCAGGUCCAGACGGUGGACGCAAGGUCCGCUGGGAGGUUCAGGGGGACUGAGCCGGAGCCCAGAGAGGACACACUGCCGGGCCAUUUCCCCGGUGCCGUCAACAUGCCAUUCACUUCUUUCAUGGAUGCCUCUGGGAAGGAGCUGGGAACCGAGGGCCUGUCCAGACUGUUCAGGGAGGCAGGGGUGGACCUGGAGCAACCACUCUGGGCUUCCUGUGGUUCUGGUGUCACAGCGUGUCAUGUUGUUCUGGCGGCUCACCUGCUGGGACACCCCGGGGUGUGUGUUUAUGAUGGCUCCUGGUCUGAAUGGUUCAAAAGGGCUUCUCCUGAUCACAUCCUCUCAGAGGGAGAAGGAAAGAAGCUGUGAAUGGAAGCGGAAAGGCAGUGGACUUGCACAACCAAGGAUGUGAUGAUAUUUUUACAAGGGAAAGCAGUGUGUUUGCUGUCAGCAAGGGUGAUAGAUCAAGAGUAACUAGCCUUAUAAUGUACUUUCUGCUAAUACUAAGGAGAUAGUACAAGCUGUGAGCGGGUUGCACAGCAAGCUUGUUGUGAAACCUAAUUACUAACUCAACAGUUGCAAGUUUCCUCACAAACAUUCAAUGAACAUCUCUUCUACACUAUGCAACCUAUUUAACUUUCCAUUCUUUUAGACACGUUUAUACUACCAUGAUGUAACAUGUUUCUGUCUAGUUUAUCUCAACAUGUUUGCAAUGUUAAAAGGUUCAGCAUUAUUAGGCCAGUGAACGUUUGAUUCUUGGAAGAACUGCACUUUUUGAUAGGAGGAGGUCAGAUGGAUAUAUUGAAUUCUUUUACAAAUGUUACAAUAAAUGGCUGCUUGAG